AAUUUAAAAGUUUUAGGUGUGCGUUUCUUGUUACUAUACCACAAGGUUGUUUUUGGCGCCUAAGACGGCGACGAUUUUUUGGCCGCAGGACACAACGAAGUACCUGAAACAGAAAAUAAAAGAAUGUUUCAAUCACCAGAAUAUAGUAACACAUUGUCACUGAAGUUAUCUGAGGUGUUAGAGGAUGUUGGUGUCAAUGAGAAAAUGGUAAUGAGAAGAAGAAGAGCUUUUAUGCUGAAGGAGAAUAUGGAAACUGUUGAAAGGAGGGCAAGUGAUGGGAACUUCACAGCAUAUUGUUUUGGGAGUCAAUCUGAAGGCACAACUACUUUAGGACUUAAUUCAGAUGCUGACGCACUGUUUAUGGAUUAUGAUUUUAAUGUUAUACGGGACUCGUCAGAGUGGAAACAGAAUAAAAUAAAUCUUCUUAUGAUAAAGGAUGAGAAUGUAACACCUGGAUAUUGUUUUUUACAGGUACUUCCUUCGGAUGAGCAUCUCUUUGAGACAAACACUAUUUGUAGAGAUAAUAAAGGGAGGAUAUUAUUGAAAAGUACAUGUUUGACUGGUAUACUUGAAGGUACUGAGAGACAUGGUCCAUCUAACGUUAGGCCGGAGAAAGAUGGAUACAAAGCUGUUGAUAUAGUAUUUGCGUUUCCCUGUAAUUCAUGGCAACAGUCAACUUCACAUUUACUAGACAGACAUAGCAUAGGGGGAUGGCCAACAUCUGAAAUGAUCAGAUAUGCUGCUAGUAAUGAUUGUUUUGAUGUUGGUGCUAGCAGUAAGAUUAGUACUUACCCGGAACUAGAAUGGAGAAUAUCCACAUCAUUAGGUGAAAGAUGCUUUAUGUUUAAUCUAAAUAUAACACAAUUACAUUGUUAUGUUUUGAUGAAAAUUAUGUUGAAAUCUUUUCUAACACCUCAAAGAGAAAGUGCUUUGUCUAGUUUUAUGUGUAAAACGGUAGUAUUACACUGUAUACAAAACGCCGACCGAAACAUUUGGAGAAAGAACAAUCUGUUCACCUGUUUAACAUAUUGCUUGCUUGAACUGCUAUGCUAUAUUCAAAAUGAAAAUUGCCCGCAUUUUAUAAUUCCCGAGAACAACCUUAUGGCCGGACAGUUUUCGCCUGUAGACAAACGUUACCUUUUACGGAAGAUUAGUGACAUUAUACAGAGUGAUGGUAGAUGUUUGCUUCAUAUAAGUAUUGAUGAUAUUGGUAAUCGAUUACAGGUCAAACUUCAACCAAAUCGUGCAAUACCUCAUAAUUUGCCUACUCGUCGUUUUAUAAAUGAAUUAGGUUCGGGUUGGUUAUUUAUCACCAUAGCAAGAUAUUUUAGCGGUAACACAAUAUGGCUAUUACAUGGCAUUUCAAAUGGUCAUAUAGCCAAUAUCAAACAAUUUAUCUUAAAGCUAGCAAACUAUAGUGUUCAUGGACACAGACUAGAACAGCUUGCAAGCCGUUAUCUGUUGCCGUCUCUUUAUUCUACCCUUGGAUCUAUGAUGGUGUCUUCAGAUGUUCAACAGAAUACCGCCAUUCAAUAUAACGCACUAAAGUGGCUAUCACUAGGUCUAAACUCGGAUGUAACAUCCGGCAGACUUAAACUAGCGUCAGUGUUGUAUUGUGUAGGCUUUUUGGAUAAUGUGGAGUUCAUUCUAAGACAAACUGAAAGUCGAUACAAAUGUUAUAUUGUUGAAUCUCUAUGUGGUUGCUGGGCCCAUCCAUGGUCUAAACAGUCUUCAGAAUUUGACAGAAAAUGUUAUGAACUAAAAGAAGAUUCCAUCAAUCAGAUCACAUCAUUUUGUGUCAGAUUCGUGCAAGAGGAGGUCAACUGUGUUCCUCGAGAGUUGCAAUAUGAAAUGAAGAGAUCUACACAAGAUGACAUGCAGCACAGAAGUUUUGGGGAAGAAAUGUGGAUGAAUUUUGCAGUGGUUGAUUCUCUCCCCUUUCUCUACUUUUUACAGUACAAGACAUAUGGACAUCUACAAAGAAACCAGGAUCGACAACAAGCACUUUGUAACCUUAUAAAUAUAACAAUGUCUGGCAGAAACCUUGGUCAUAGGGAGACAGCACUGAACCUUAUAGGUCAAUGUAUGGAACAGGAAAGCAAAUUCAAUGCGGCAUUACUGUCUUAUAUGCUUUCCCUUCAACUACGAAGAAGGAACAACUCGGCAAAGUUUCACAUUUGUAAUUUAUUAAGAAAAUAUGCCUCUCGCCUGAACAGGUUUCAUUUUAUCUUAUGCCUACCAUUUGGUACCAAGAUUUUGAAAAUUGGUGAAAAAAUGUUGGAGUUAUGGCGUUCAUAUUAAGAUGAGUGCUGAAAAAUGAGCGGCGAGUUGCAUACCUUUACUAAAUAAUUAUAUAUGUAUCAAAUUUUAUUCUUUUUGUGGGAAAUGAAAGAAAUUGAAUUAAAAGCAUAUACCAAAAGUUAAAGCAUGUUUCAAAUAAAAAAUACUGCAGUUUACAGGUUUUGAGAGGUAAGAGGGUUGUUCGGGGUGGAGGUGGUUGUGACCAAUCAACGCGCCGAACACCUAUGGUUUUCAGAUAACCCGAACCCACGGUCGUUCACUACCGGUCUCUUUCUUUUGUGUUCUUAAUUGUUAAAAUUUCACUAAAUAAACACUAACAUAUACGUAAUUCACAGGUUAUAUAUUUUUAUCACUAAACCCUGCUGUUUUAAUUAAAAUGUACAAGAAAGGGUUUAUAUAAACCAACUGCUGGUAUACAUUGUUUCGCGAUGCACGGAAUGCAACUUCCGUUUCUAAUGAAAUAUCGCAUUGUGAAUAAGCUAUUGAUGACGCCUGAGUUGUUCCGAAUGUUUGAAAUGGUCUAAUCUGUUUCCCUGUCCUGUUAUGGUUCCAAUCAGAUUUUUCUGUCCAAAGGACUGCGCCGUAAAUAAAAUAUUCCAAACAACCAGAUAAUGAACGCAAAAUUAAAAGCAGUCGAGCACCUGUUAGCCUUAUCCAAUCAGAUAAUGUCCUUAAAGUAGCCAAUGAAACCGUGUCUUGGUUUCCACGGUAAAAAACGAACGCCACAACAACAAUAAUGAAGCAAGUUUUUCCCUCGAUUCAGUGAAAAAUGUUUGAAUUUCUUUGACUAAAGUAAUUCUUUAUGUCAUAAUUAUGAUACACAAAUUGUAAAAACUUGCCAUUUAAUUAAUUUUCAGCUGAAAUGCCCUGUGCACAUUAUUCACCAGAACCAUGACUUAACAGCAGAUGACUUUUAACU
Molecule: messenger RNA, 3220 nt
Organism: Ruditapes philippinarum (Manila clam)
Lineage: Eukaryota; Metazoa; Mollusca; Bivalvia; Venerida; Veneridae
Exons: 2
Coding region: 124-2301 (725 amino acids)
Source: RefSeq, a predicted model, not a curated record